Molecule: messenger RNA, 1176 nt
Organism: Diachasma alloeum
Lineage: Eukaryota; Metazoa; Arthropoda; Insecta; Hymenoptera; Braconidae
Product: pancreatic triacylglycerol lipase
Exons: 7
Coding region: 17-988 (323 amino acids)
Biological process (GO): lipid metabolic process
Molecular function (GO): lipase activity
Source: RefSeq, a predicted model, not a curated record
UCAUCCAGUUGCCGGGAUGGACGUCAGGGAGAUGAGACUUUUAGGGAGACUUGUUGCUCUCGGAUUAACAGUAGUUCUCGUGCAAUGUGCUCCACCAACUGUUUUGCUCAAUGACGUUGAGACCGUUAACGGAAAUUCCAUGGAAUUGGUGGAAUUUCAUUUAUAUACGAGAGAGAAUCCGUUCGGAGAGGAGGAAUUAUUCAUGAAUAAUACAGAGGUUCUGUAUGCAUCGCAUUUCAACGAGAGUCGUCCAACGAAAUUCAUCGUUCAUGGAUUCAGUGAUACGGGAAAUGAGGCCUGGAUCCAUGAUUUAUUGGAUGCUUACCUGAAGCACAAGAAUGUCAACGUAAUCGUCGUGGGAUGGGGUACAGCAGCGGCUGUUGCCUAUCCCACAGCAGCCAACAACACCAAAAAAAUCGGAGAUUAUCUCUCCGAUUUUCUCAUGUUUCUCAAUCGAGAGUCCAAUUUGGAGUUUAAAGACGUUCAUAUCUGCGGUCACAGUCUGGGGUCGCACGUUGCUGGCUUUGCUGGGGCUAAUUUGAAGGGUAGAGUCGGCAGAAUAACAGGCCUUGAUCCCGCAAGUCCUCUAUUCGAAACUAUUCAUGGUCUUGUCCAUCCAGACUCGAGACUAGAUCCAACUGAUGCACAAUUUGUGGACAUAAUUCACACCAGUGGUUCGGCAUUUGGAUUUCUUGCACCUAUUGGACAUGCCGAUUUCUACCCGAAUAGUGGGAAAUUUCCACAGCCAGGGUGUUCAUUUCAACCAACCACCACGUAUUGCAGUCACUCGAGAGCCCAUCAAUUCAUGACAGAGAGUAUUGGCAAUGCGAAUGGGUUCAGAGCAAGGCAUUGCGAUAAUUGGGAGAAGUACAAAGAGGAAAAAUGCAAUUACAAUCGUAUUGCCUUGAUGGGCGAGUACGCGGUCACAUCAUUGCGUGGGAAAUUUUACUUGACGACCCAUCAGUCGCCUCCAUUCGCCCUCGAGUGAAACGAAAUUCGUUAUUAUUAGAAAAAAAAAACAUUCUCAUGCUAGUCACUGUCGAAUUAUCUUCCUAUUUAUACAUCUAUUCGAUUAAUAAUUCCAACAACUACAUAUCUCUCAUUAAUUUCAAUGAUUAAAAAAAACUUUAAUAUUUCCUGUGUAAAUACAGAAUAAAUAACAUUAUUUUAUUUUCA